Messenger RNA from Paramecium octaurelia, 288 nucleotides. Lineage: Eukaryota; Ciliophora; Oligohymenophorea; Peniculida; Parameciidae. The record is from the annotation of a GenBank genome assembly.
AUGCAAAAACAGUAAACUCUCGCCGUUGUUCGUGUCCCCUCUGGGAUUACCAAAUAGCCAUUUAAAUCGACAGCCAUCACUAACUAAGCCCCUCUCCAAAGAGUCAACUCGGCAGGAUUCAUGAGUGCAAGCAGAUAGUCUUAUCAAUAGCAGAAACCUCCCACCCCAUUCUACUAGACUCACAAUUACAGGCAGGAUUGGAAAAAUUAUUUGCGCUCAUUCCCUCGAGUACCCAGAAUCAAGGUUUUGGCUCCAGGCACUGGUUAUGAUGCAAAAAUGAUUAAAUGA